AUGGCGAAUAGAAAACUGGUGACUCCGUAUCAUCCGCUACGACUAAUCGACUGGUGUGAAGGUGAUAACAAAGUUGUCACGGAGCCAGAAGAUGUAAAGACAGCAGCGGCCUAUAAAAAACGAUCCUUACAAAAGUGGGAGGAGGUUAAAAAAUUGCGAUGCGAACCAAUUUUGAAUGAUUUGGAACGAAGUUUGAGUAUGACGACGCAGACUCCUAGCGUAUCUGAUAGGAUAAAAAUUUCAUUUGACCCGGCCGCCAAGUCGCCGACGUCAUUCCGACAGCGCUCGCAACAGUCGUGGCAUAAACAGCACCAGGAGCUACUGGAGGAAGCUGCGCAAAUUGGCAAUAGCAAGUCUUUUGUGCGAGAAAGAGACAGCAGUUCACCAGAGAGUCUUGCUGAAAAGCUGCUUAAAAAAGGCUACGGAUUAGGUUUUGGCAAGACCCAGGAAGAUGCAGCGCAAACGACAAAUGCUGAUUGGCGUUUAGAAGGCUCGAUUCAUGGUGAUAGAUCUGAGCCGGCGUUAGCAGAUACUAAUUUAACUCAUAAGGAUCGGUUGGUGUCAUUUUAUCGCAAAUAUAACCCCGACAAGUUAGAUACAGUCGAUAGAACACUGGAGGCAUACGAAAGUCGUGAGGAUAUUCUGUUCCAGAAGCUUUAUGAGCGUUACGUGUCCGUCGCUAGUCUAAAAGAUCGCAAGAAAAAGACUAUUUCAAAGGCGACCGACCCCACUGUAUAUAUGGAUAUAUCGAUUGCUGGCCUACCAGUCGGCAGAAUCAUCAUACGUCUGCUGAAAGAUAUAGUCCCGCUUACUUCGGAAAAUUUUAGAUGCCUUUGCACAGGUGAAAAGGGUGGCAUUCUCACAUACAAGGGCAGUAAAUUUCAUCGCAUUAUCAAAGACUUCGUGGUCCAAGGCGGAGAUUUCACCACGGGAAACGGUACUGGUGGCCAAAGUAUUUAUCGCGGUACAUCGCAUGGUGAUCUUUGGGGAAACUUUAAGGAUGAAGGUUUCUUGCCGCAUGAUGACGUGGGCUUGCUAUCUAUGGCUAAUGCUGGUAAAAAUACAAACGGCUCACAGUUUUUCAUUACGACGAAGGCGGAUCUCAAGAAUCUCGACGGAAAACACGUCAUAUUCGGCGAAGUCAUUGAAGGUCUCGAUGUCGUGGAUGCGAUGCAAAAUGUCAAAGUGAGUAAGGAUAAUAAGCGUCCUCUUUCAGAAAAUGAAGUUGAAAUCGUGGAUUGCGGGGAGUUGUAG
Molecule: messenger RNA, 1254 nt
Organism: Plasmopara halstedii
Lineage: Eukaryota; Oomycota; Peronosporomycetes; Peronosporales; Peronosporaceae
Product: peptidyl-prolyl cis-trans
Exons: 5
Coding region: 1-1254 (417 amino acids)
Biological process (GO): protein folding; protein peptidyl-prolyl isomerization
Cellular component (GO): intracellular membrane-bounded organelle
Molecular function (GO): peptidyl-prolyl cis-trans isomerase activity
Source: RefSeq, a predicted model, not a curated record